UUGAAACAAAAUUUGAAGGAGAAAUCUUUCUCAUACACAAUUUUAAAUCUACUCACCGGCAAGCUCAUUUUGUUUGGUUCUGAUUCUUCAAUCCUUCGUUCAUAGUUGCUAGCAAAGACACCACCAAUUGUCACUACCUACCCGCUUUCAUCUGUCAACUCUCUCAUGACUAGUCAUCAUUCAUUUUUCACCUUGAGUUUCAUAUGAACUCAAAAGAAUCUCUCCAAAAUCCUUGCGGAAUCUUAGUUGUAGAGUUGUAUACUCAAUUUUCUUUCCAAGAAAAGAAGAAAAGAACCAAAAACAGAAAACCAACAAAAGCAUUAAGGGAAUCCGAGGAGCAAGGGGAGCUCGCUACCGCCAUCACCAUUGCCGGAGUUGCUAUCUUCUUGCUAGAACCACCACUACUUACAGAUCAUCAUGAAGAAAGCAUACGUCGCCGUCCUCGUCUCAUGGUCGAAAACAUGGACACUAAGAUCGGAGCAUUGGACACGUGUAAGCCACUCAGCAACGACAUCAGUUGUCUCCCCACCAAUGGCGCCGUUACCAUCCACCAAUCUCCCAUUCCUUUCAACUCUGCUGACUCCACUCUCGGAUGCCACCUUGCUCGUCAUCUCGUCCAGAUCUGGACUCCAAGUCUGGAGUAUAAGUGAACGUGAAUACU
Messenger RNA from Coffea arabica (coffee), 661 nucleotides. The record is from RefSeq and is a predicted model, not a curated record. Lineage: Eukaryota; Viridiplantae; Streptophyta; Magnoliopsida; Gentianales; Rubiaceae.